AUGCCCACCAUGAACUCCGCUUUGAAGGCUCUGUUCUUUGCCUUGGUCCAGCUGCAAGCUGCCGAAGCUCUGGACAAUGGAAUCGGCCGAAAGCCUCAUAUGGGGUGGAGCAGUUGGAAUGUUGCCCAAUGUAAUUCUGCUUCUGCAAAGUAUGCAAUCGACACGGCAAACAAAUUCAUCUCUCUUGGUCUCAAGGACCUAGGGUAUGAGUACAUCAACAUUGAUGACUGCUGGACAACUCGGUCCCGGGACGGCAACGGCAAGCUUGUGCCCGACCCCAGCAAGUGGCCCAACGGCAUCAAGCCGGUGGUCGACCAGAUCCACGGCAUGGGCCUAAAGUUUGGUCUCUAUGGCUGCGCCGGCCAGCAGACUUGUGCUGGUUUCCCCGGAAGCGACGGGUCUAAGCACGCUGCGUCGGAUGUCGCUCAGUUGGCCGAUUGGGGGGUUGACUUCUGGAAAUACGACAACUGUUACACGCCUUGCCUGGAUAACCCACCCCCGCAGACCUGCGGACGGCCCAAUGGUAACACCAAGACUUGGUAUGCCCCCAUGCGGGACGCCAUCCUCGCUGUCCAGGACAAGCACAAGAUUCAUUUCAACCUGUGCAACUGGGGUCGCGAUGAGGUUUGGAAAUGGGGUGCCGAGUACGGCCACUCGUGGAGGAUGAGCACAGACAACUGGGGUGACUGGGCCAGCGUCGAGCGCAUUGGCAGCUCGUCCGCCGCCAUCUCCGGCUACAGCGGACCCGGUGGCUUCAACGACCUCGACAUGCUGUACCUGGGGUCGUCCAAGAUCAAUGCCGAUCAGGAGCGCAUCCACUUCGGUCUCUGGGCCAUCGCGAAAUCCCCGCUGGUCCUCGGUCUCGACCUCAACAAGAUCUCGGACUGGACCCUUGGCAUCAUUCGCAACAAGGGCAUCAUCGCCAUCAACCAGGACUCCCUGGGCAAGCCCGCCACCACCUUCACCCCGCCGGGCAAGCAGGGCCCGGUCAACGGGAAGAUCCACCCGUACUGGGCCGGCCCUCUCAGCGACGGCGUCGUUAUUGGGCUUUGUGCUGGCACCUCGGGCGGCACCUACGGCGUUAGCUUCAAGGAUGUGCCGGGCCUGAGCGACAGCGAAUACUCGUGGGAGGAGAUGUACACGGGCCAGAAGGGGACCGGGAAGAGCAUCUCUUUCGACAUCAAGCUUCAUGAUAUGCGGGUUAUCAAGGUGACGACGACUCCUCGCAAGAUCCGGGGAAGUACGGCGCUUUAA
Chaetomium globosum CBS 148.51 is the source of this 1254-nucleotide messenger RNA. RefSeq lists its product as uncharacterized. Lineage: Eukaryota; Fungi; Ascomycota; Sordariomycetes; Sordariales; Chaetomiaceae. The record is from RefSeq and is a predicted model, not a curated record. The transcript is spliced from 4 exons. Gene Ontology annotation, molecular function: hydrolase activity, hydrolyzing O-glycosyl compounds. Gene Ontology annotation, biological process: carbohydrate metabolic process. The coding region runs from base 1 to 1254 and encodes 417 amino acids.